Opisthorchis viverrini is the source of this 2894-nucleotide messenger RNA. RefSeq lists its product as hypothetical. Gene Ontology annotation, molecular function: actin filament binding. Gene Ontology annotation, cellular component: actin filament; cytoplasm; actin filament bundle. The transcript is spliced from 10 exons. The record is from RefSeq and is a predicted model, not a curated record. Gene Ontology annotation, biological process: actin filament network formation; actin filament bundle assembly. The coding region runs from base 1 to 2679 and encodes 892 amino acids. Lineage: Eukaryota; Metazoa; Platyhelminthes; Trematoda; Opisthorchiida; Opisthorchiidae.
AUGGAUGAUAAACGUGGCCGACAGCCUGCGAAACUGAGCCAGCUUCUGGAGACAUUUUAUGCGUAUACCGGGCACUUGAGAAAAUGUGAUAUUCUACCUGCACUACAUAAUCUGGGCUGCAAAGUUAACGAGGAGGAAGUAACUGAUGCAUUGAAAUCUGCAGAGAUAGAAGAAGAAACAGAGGAACUAACGUUGAACGAUUUUAAACGUAUUUACCAAGAAGUGUGCAAACACGAUCCAAGACGAUCAACUAUUGAGAACGUUGCGCCUAAAGCUACAUUGUAUCAGUAUGGCGCAGCAGGAGGGAACGUUGAAGAUGAUACGCUCCACAGUGUUAGCGAAGAGGAACAGAUAGCCUUCUCUAGUUGGAUUGAAAGCAAAAUCAUAAACUGUUCCGUUCCUGGAACGAUUGAUCCACGAGCUCUGAACAAAAGCGAGCAUCCAACGACCUUCCAAAUGCACGAAAAUAUUACCCUGGCCCUGAACAGUGCACGCGCAAUCGGAUGCAAUGUUGUAAAUAUUGGUGCCGGAGAUAUACUCAAUGGAACAAAACACUUACUGUUGGGUCUGUUGUGGCAAGUCAUUAAGAUUGGGCUUUUGAAGCAGAUCAAUGUUGUGGCUCAUGCGGAAUUGGCCACCUUGCUUGAAGGAGAAGAAACCAUAUCAGAAUUUGCAAAGUUGUCACCUGAAGAUAUACUCAUUCGAUGGGUGAAUUACCACUUGAAAGGAACUGAGAGCGAUGCGAGAAUGCACAACUUUACUGCUGACGUUCGAAACUGCGAGGUGUACGCUUACUUGGUGGAGAAGAUUGCCCCUCAAGAGAAAAAGCCGUUUAUGCAUUCAACCAAAGCAAUUCUGGAUGCCGUAGAUUUAGUUCAGCGAGCAGAAAUGGUUCUGCAAAAUGCUGAGAAGCUGGACUGUCGUGUUUUCGUCCGUCCGGAGGACAUUGUCAGCGGUUCACAGCGGCUAAAUUUGGCCUUUCUAGCAAACCUGUUUCAUGGAUAUCCAGCACUGGAAAAACCCACAGAAGUUGAGGAGAAAGUGGCCGAAAUUGAAGAGACACGGGAGGAAAAAACCUACAGGAAUUGGAUCAACUCAAUGGGACUGACAAAAACGGUGAAUCACCUAUACAGUGAUCUGAAAGAUGGAAUAACUCUUCUCAAGUUGUUUGAUCUUGUGAAGAAAAACUCCGUAGAUUGGUCCCAUGUGCACACGGAACUAGGCCAAGCACCGGCCAAGGCAAAUUUUCAGCGCCUCGAAAACUGCAAUGAAGUCAUCAAGCUUGGUCGUGAAGCCGGUUUUAGUCUGGUUGGACUUGGGGGUGAUGACAUAUAUGAAGGCAAAAAGACGAUGAUUUUAGCAUUGCUGUGGCAGCUUAUGAGAGCCUACACUCUAUCCUUAUUGACUCGGCUUACACGGGCUAGACCCAAGGUUGUUACCACCAACCUGAGAGGCAAUCAGAACUCACCUAUUACUGAGACAGAGAUUAUCGACUGGGCAAAUGAGAGGCUGCGACUCAGUGGUAAGACCACGAGAAUCUCUAGAGAAAUGGGCUUUACAGACCCUAACUUGGCGUCUGGCAUGUCGAUAAUUGAUCUAAUCGACGCUAUUCGGCCUGGCUCAGUGAACUACAACGUUGUGAUGCCUGGGAGAACGAAAGCAGAUCAGCUGGCCAAUGCGAAAUAUGCGAUUCCACUGGCACGUCGGAUCGGUGCAGCCGUCUUCGCCGUUCCAGAGGAUAUAGUUGAAGUGAAGGCCAAAAUGAUAAUGACCAUAUUUGCAUGUCUGAUGAUUGCUGAUAUGGAGUCUUUGGGAAAACGACUAAAUGGAGAUCACCCACAGAGCAGUAAAGCAUUUGAUCAACACACUAUUUCUAGCUCCCGGCCCGAGGGAAGUUAUGAGAGUACCGUUAUUGGAAGUUACAUGUAUUCUUCGGCAAAGUCAGAAAAUGACACGACUUUAGAUAUUGACUCCAUUCAUUCAAGCCAACCGAAUGAUGCAAAUAGUCCAUCGUUCCCGACAGAAAACUCAAGAUCAUCACCCGAGAAAGUUUACGUUAAAACUUACAGCGUUACGGUGUUAAACUAUUCAAACAAACCAUACGGCGGCAGUUCAAAACUAUUUACCAAAGUGGGAGGCGCAGGGGAUUGUGUGGAUACUACUGUGACCAGUCGGACUCAAGAAAAGUUGUCAAAAGACUACGAUAGCGUUGGAGAGAUACGUUCACGGCCGAGGUUUCUUUCUCCGCCGGGAACACGAAGCAGACCAUCUACCAAAUCACCUGCCGAUUCCGACCGGUGCACACAAUGGGAAUUUGUGGAAAAUCUGAAAUCCACGAAGAAUAACAACCUUUCGAGGUCCAUUCCCUCAAUAAACAUCAGUGAUGAAGAGGAAAUCAUCGAUAUGUAUGAUCCGAAACCAGGUGUUCAACGUUGCAAAUUAAUUGAAGUCCCAGUGACCCGUUCAACGCGUAUGAAAGAAAAUGACUCUCGUUUAGGAUAUUGUGUGAAGUUUAACAUCCCGGAAGAAAGUAGAAAGACGCAUUUUGAGGUACCCGGAGGAUACUGUAAGCUAACUGAGGCAAGUGAAGAGCAAGUAUCAAUUUGGAGACAAGAAACGCAUGCACACCGUUCGCAUGGGGGUGGGCGUCUUUUCAUGGCCACCAAGUGCAAAAAAUGAGCAGCAAAAGGCCUACACUCCCACAAAUUCUGGUCACUACCAAAUCAGUUUAUUUUAUACUAUAGAACUGCGUAUAAGGCGACGAGUGAUUUAGCCACAUUUCCGAUUUUCACAAUGUUUUUCAGAUAAGCCCAAUCACUGCGAACGUUUAUCCAGUUAGCUGGGAGUUUUCUGGUUUGUUUUAUCUUUGUAUCAUUUCAAAUGGUUAUUAUUUU